GGUCUCCAAGAACAUGGCCGAAUAUACCGGGGCCGCUGUACUUCUAGGAGACAUCUCCCACUGCUGAGCCGGGGAACACCGGAGAAGGUGUAUAGGAGGAAGAGCUGGAUUCCUGAUCUCUCUCUCUCUCUUACCCCUCUCCCUUCCCCCAUGGACCGCAAGCGAAGGCUAAUUAGCGAAACAUUCAAAGUGAAGAAAAAGCGCGAGGAAAACUGCGUAACCAAAACGUAUUCUAGCGCGCUGCCAUCACCUUAUCCAGAUUUCACAGAUAACCCCCAGGAUGCUUUGCCAUACCUGUGUGCUCUCUUCCCCCGCAAACUGUUUAACGACACUUUGCCGCCUAUGUUUCUGCGCCAUCAAAUGUACAGCAUCAUACAGGACCGCACAUCUGUAGACCGGCUGCUGAGCACUUUACAGCAGAAGGGUGAGGUGUGCCUAAUUCAGCCAGGCUUUGAUCCUGACACCUAUUUAGUAGCGAUGAGCGAGGAUUUGCGCUCAACAGUGCUCCGAAGCAUUGAUGAGAGUUCCAGAGCCGCCAUUGUCCAGAAAUUCCUGGACUCCAGCCUGUUCUCCUCUUCUAAGAUCAGCUACAACCGAGAGGAAAUGAUGCAGAAACACCGCUUCAGUGACCGAGAGAUCACGCAGCUGGUCAAUGCUGGACUGCUCACAGUGAAGGAUGCUGGGAGUUGGUGGUUGUCGGUGCCGGGCACAGGGAAGUUUAUCUCGCAUUUUGUAAAAGGACGGAAGGCCCUUGUGUCUCAGAUCAACAAAUCGCGGUAUAAAGAAGUCCUCCUCGUGGACCUCUCCACCCGCAAGCCUCCUUCUGCCCUACGCUUAGGGAUGGAAUAUCACAUUCAUGACAUUAUAGGCGCGGGUCUUGUGGACUGCAUUCCUACAGCGUCUGGGAUGCUUCUUCGCCUAUCGGACAAUUAGCGCCUUCACCCCUACGUGCCUUCAGAAUCAAAUCCAUAGUUCUCCUGUUGUAUUAAUUCCUGAGCUGGACCCUGGGACCCCCUGUGCACACGCUGUACUUCACAUGCCACAAAUCUCCAAAUCAAUCUGUGCCAUUUUUAUGUCUAUAUGUAAUUAUAAUAAAUAAUUAUUUAUUUAAGUUA
Molecule: messenger RNA, 1115 nt
Organism: Rana temporaria (common frog)
Lineage: Eukaryota; Metazoa; Chordata; Amphibia; Anura; Ranidae
Gene: WHR1
Product: serine/threonine kinase 19
Exons: 7
Coding region: 151-933 (260 amino acids)
Biological process (GO): protein phosphorylation; positive regulation of Ras protein signal transduction
Molecular function (GO): protein serine/threonine kinase activity
Source: RefSeq, a predicted model, not a curated record